AUGGGCUGCUUAAGCGAAAAGCGUCCAGUAUCAGCGUCCAGUCCGGUUCAAAAUCUGAACCCCUUCAUGGAUUCGCAGGGCCUUAUGAGAGCCUGCGGCCGGGUCACGUCCUCUGAACUUCUCCAAUACGACGAACGACAUCCGAUAAUCCUUCCAUACGACUGCCAUCUGUCUCGACUCCUUGUUCAAUUUACGCAUCGCAUCACGCUGCACGGUGGCAAUCAGCUGAUGAUCCGCCUGAUUCGGGCCAAAUUCUGUAUUCCAAGGGUGAGGAAUUUGAUCAAGUCCGUCGUCUAUGCUUGUAAGGUAUGUGACAUCCACAAGAAGAAGUUGCAGACGCAACUCAUGGGAGAGCUACCAAAGGAACGGACGUCCUUCUCGCGCCCAUUCACGUACACAGGUGUGGAUUAUGCCGGUCCUUUCGAGAUAAAGAACUAUACGGGGCGAGCCUGCCUCAUCACAAAGGGGUAUGUGUUGGUGUUUGUGUGCUUCUCCACUAAGGCCAUCCAUUUAGAGCCUACGUCGGACCUUACGACCGAGAAAUUUCUGGCUGCUUUCGCUCGGUUCGUGUCCCGGAGAGGAUGCCCCCGUCAAGUGCAGUCGGACAACGGGAAGACCUUUGUGGGGGCAGCUGCCCUGCUAUCUUGCGAUUUUCUCCAGAGCCUAAAAGGGGCUGUGACAGGUGCCUACAGUCACCAGCAGCUUCUCUGGCAUUUCAUUCCUCCGGGAGCCCCCCACAUGGGGGGCCUGUGGGAGGCAGGCGUCAAGAGCUUCAAGACCUUGUUCUACAAGGCCACCGCCACACGGAAAUACACCUUUGAGGAGCUGGCUACUCUCCUGGCGAGGAUCGAGGCGUGCCUAAAUUCGCGGCCGCUCGCGCCAAUGUCCGAAGACCCUGCUGAUCUGAUGGCUCCUACACCCGGGCACUUUCUGGUGGGAGGUCCUCUUCUCGUCACGGUCGAACCCGAGCUAAAGGGGGAUACUACGUCAAUUAUUAAUCGCUGGCAGCACCUGAAGGCUCUUCAACAGCAAUUUCGUCUGCGAUGCAAGGAAGAGUACCUCAAGGAGCUCCAUAAGAGGAACAAGUGGCGUGCCCCUACGAGGAAUCUCCGCGUCGGGGAUAUGGUGGUCAUCAAGGAGGACAACCUUCCGUCCAAUGAGUGGCGAUUAGGCAGGAUUGACGCGGUGUAUCCAGGGUCCGAUGGCCAUGUACGCGUGAUUGACAUCCGCACCGCGCGCGUCAAGCGGCCCGUCGCUAAGGUCGUCCUUCUUCCGAUGGACGCGUCCGCCUGCCCACAAUAA
Drosophila eugracilis is the source of this 1302-nucleotide messenger RNA. RefSeq lists its product as uncharacterized. The transcript has a single exon. Bases 1 to 1302 code for a protein of 433 amino acids. The record is from RefSeq and is a predicted model, not a curated record. Gene Ontology annotation, molecular function: nucleic acid binding. NCBI's taxonomy places the organism in Eukaryota, Metazoa, Arthropoda, Insecta, Diptera, Drosophilidae. Gene Ontology annotation, biological process: DNA integration.